Molecule: messenger RNA, 2040 nt
Organism: Alternaria atra
Lineage: Eukaryota; Fungi; Ascomycota; Dothideomycetes; Pleosporales; Pleosporaceae
Exons: 2
Coding region: 1-2040 (679 amino acids)
Biological process (GO): phosphorelay signal transduction system; phosphorylation
Molecular function (GO): phosphorelay sensor kinase activity
Source: RefSeq, a predicted model, not a curated record
AUGGGAGUGCUGCCAACAUCACUGCCGCCUACUGCGCCUGGCGAUCUCCCGUCCAUGGGAACACAAGACGAUUACGCUUCCAGCAGUCUUGCAUACGACUUGAUCAGGUUCACGCCUGCGCCGACUGUCAUCUUAGAUGCAUCGCUCUUCGUGCGCCAUGUCUCAGAUUCUUAUGUGAUUGUUUCAGAGGCAAGCGAUCGCGUCAAGCUUGUAGGCCGACAUGCGGAUGACAUUUUCGACGUCAAAUUUACCAUCCCAGCAUUCACUUCAGCUCGUGAGCUAGUAAGCACCGCAUGUCGAACCGGGAAACUACAGCAGACGAAAGUUGUGACAGAUAAGGGUGUUGCCUGGAGCUUGAGAGCUAUCCCAAUUAUCCGCCAAGGAACUUUGCGCUGCGUCCAGAUGGAGUUUUUCGACAUUACUGAGGACCAUAGGCGGCAGCUUGAGUUCAGGGAACGGUCCUAUCAGAACGAAACAUUUCACCUGCUGGUAGCGACUAUCAAGGAUUAUGCCAUCUUCAUGCUGGACCCGACUGGGCAUGUGGCGACUUGGAAUGCAGGCGCCCAAGGAUUUAAAGGAUACACGCCUUCUGAGAUCAUCGGCAAACAUUUCUCAACUUUCUAUUCCCAAGAGGACCGCGAUAAUGACAAACCAGGAAGAGAGUUACGAGAUGCCCUCCGCGACGGAAGAUGCGAAGAUGAGGGUUGGCGUUUCCGCAAGGAUGGCUCCAGAUUUUGGGCAAACGUCGUCAUCACACCGGUAUACAAGGACAAUGUUUUGCUCGGCUUCUCUAAAGUCACAAGGGAUUUGACGGAAAGACGGAAAGCAGAGAACAGUCUUAUCGCCGCCUACGAGGAGGCGUCGAAGCUCAAAUCGGAGUUCCUGGCCAACAUGAGCCACGAGAUCCGCACACCCAUGCACGGCAUGCUGUCCGCGCUAACGUUGCUACUUGAUACGAAACUGGAUAAUAAUCAACGAGAGCUUACACGGAUCAUCCAAGAGUCUGGAGACGUGCUUCUCCAGCUGAUCGAUGACUUCCUGGAUUUUAGCAAGCUCGCUUCAGGUAGCUUUUCCAUCAGCAACGACAUCAUAAGCGUGAGUGAUGUCAUUCAGUCAGUAUUCCGAGCACAUCAGACCUGUCACAGUCCUGAUGUCAAGUUGGAGAUUGAACUGGACGACAAUCUACCAAGGUCAGCUGAAGGAGACUCUUUGCGUUAUCGACAGAUAGUACAGAACCUUCUAUCAAAUGCGACCAAAUUCACCGAGCAGGGCUACGUACGCAUCGUGGCUCGCCUACAAAAAGAAGACCAAGACUACUUCACUAUCUUGACGGAGGUGAUAGAUUCUGGCAUCGGCGUGCCAGCAAGCGGCUCACAAACGCUAUUCACCCCUUUUACUCAAAUCGACAACUCUACAACGAAGAGGUACAAAGGCACAGGAUUAGGCCUGAGCAUUUGCAAGUCUCUGGCUGAGCUCAUGGGUGGAAAUAUUGGCUUUCAUCCUAAUCCCGAAGGUCCUGGCAGUGUGUUCUGGUUCACAGCCAGGCUCAAGAAAUGCAAUCAGCUCAAGGCUCUAGAAGUCCUCCAAGAAGGGAUGGCUGGACUGAAGAUCUCAUCACCCGCAGUGGCCGACCCUAUGGAAACACUCAAAUCAGUUACUGCCAAUAAACGUUUGCUACUAGCGGAGGAUAACGCUAUUAAUCGGAAGGUCAUGACACGGAUGCUCGCAGGCUUAGGAUUUGACGAAGUUGACACGGCAGCGGACGGUAAAGAAGCUGUCUCCAAAGCGUUACAGAAGCCUGGAUACGACCUGAUUUUGAUGGAUGUCAACAUGCCUAUUCAAGACGGUCUUAGCGCUACCAAAGAUAUCCGGGCUAAAGGACUGCAGGUUCCCAUCGUAGCGAUGACAGCAAACGCGCUCAAAGGACAAGCAGAAUCAUAUAUUGCUAAAGGCAUGACGGGUUACAUUGCCAAACCAGUUGAUAGAACCCUUCUGAUAAAGCUUCUGAUCGGAUGUUUACAGCAGAACGUUGCCGGCUGA